GCGUGGGCUGCCGAAGCAUUGGCCGUGCAGGAGGUGCCGCAUGUCAUCAACGACCCUCCUCGAUUCUUUGGCGACGGUUGUCAAUGCAUCCUGGCAGAGAGAUUCCGUCGGCGUCAACAUCUCCUUGGACGGCCCCUGGUACCAUCUGAUGAGCUACUUUGUGACGCUGGAAGCCUUGCGGUUCAAGAUUCGGCCCAGCAUUCGCAAAGUGCUCGUGAGGACCAAGUCGCGGAACACCUGAAGUUCGAAUUGUACAUUCAAGCUGGUGUCGGGGCAGCAUGCUGGGUUGACGGUCGUACAAUGCGCGGGAUGAUGCUUCCGCCCUCAUCCAGAGACUCGCAAUCGCAGCUCUUCGAGAGCUUCAACCGCUCUCUGUCUGAGGAUGGUUUCUACAGCGACAACAGUGUCGAGUCCGGUUCAGACGGGCAAGAUCACAUGCGAGAAAGUCGAUACAGCCCAUCGCCCUGCUUCGACCCUUACAGAGCAGGGAGAAGCGAACCUAGCAAGCAGCUCGCUGUCAGUGGGGCCAGGAGAUUGCUUUCCAAGAGUUGUACGUUGGCAGAGAAGCUGGGCGAUCUUGCCUUUGCCUGCCUGUCCCUGCGCAGCUUCCAGCUGCCGCUGGAAGUGCGGGAGAGAGUUCGCUCGUUCCUGCCGGCUCCCGAAGAGGAGCUGGCGGGAAGGCACAUCUUGGGUUUGCACAACGGCCACGACUUCUUCUUCCGGUCCAUGGCUUCGCUUCCGGCCGGCCGCCUCAAGUGCUCGCACGACUACCCCUCCUACUCGUACCAAGGACAUGGCUGUUUUUCCGUGGCCGACUUCUGCGCUAGCUUGGGAUGUCCAGUGGCCCCAACUGCACCCGUGGCGCUGGCCAGGAGAUGUUCUGACGGCUUCGACGGAAAGAAAGAGCGCCUGGUGCCCCUGCCUGCUGAGUUUGCAGUGCUGGUGCCGAGAGAUGCCCCAGCACAGCUGCAAGCCUUGUUGGAGUACAUGGAACAUGAGGACAAUGAGGACUGGUAUCGGGAUGUGCGUGUGCUUGAUCCUCUGGAGAACUGUGAUUCGCCGAUCGAUGCGGACUCUGACUAUCGCAGCCAAAGACAAAGACAUCGAGCGGAUGAGCUCGCAGCCAGAAGUGAGCGAUGGGAUCCACAAAGCAACCGGCCACUUGAGCUCGACCGGCAACUGCACAGUGUUGCUGGCUAUGCGCAGCCGGAUCACGUGCUGGGGAUGGGCCCAGGGCCAAUCCGAAAAUAUGCCUGUCCAGACCAUGCCCCGAAGGUGUUGAUCCGCAACUUGCUGCAUCGCGGGGCAAACCCAAGUAUCACCAUCAAGGGGGAGACAGCCUUGGAAAAGGCGAUGAAUGCUCGCGAGAGUCUGCAAUCGCAUAUCCAAGAUCUUCGAGCCGGUCGCCUCUCCCCCGACAAGGUUCUUCAGAAGUAUGCGCAUUCGAAAACUUUCGAGGAAGCGCGAGAGCAUGCGAGAGCCUUUCUUGCGGAGCUCCAAAUGUUUGAAGAUUCCAUACGUUUGUUGAGAGCGGCUGCCAAGGCAUGGAGUAAGGCAUCGCCGGCAAAGCAAACCUUCUGCUCCCAGCUCUACUUGCACGGUAAGGGCGUCCUUCGCCCGGAUCCUGGGACGCUGCAUCAUGCCCUGAUGGCAGCAGAACAGGAGAGUGCCCGGGCCCCUCCCGUCUUGCUGGAAGACAUCCUGGACUUGGCCACUGCAAUGUGGAAGCUGGCACGGGGACGGACCGGGCGCAUUUGCAGCCAGUGUGGCAUGCGGCCAAUACAGGACUUCAGCAAAAGCCAACUCAACAACAGGAAAGACCGGCGGCGCUGCAAAAGUUGCACGGGAGCUGACCAACCCAAGAGGGGCAAAAAGGCCAAGGAUGGGCGCAACUGCAGAGAUGCGGAGAUCUCGGACGUGAUGGUGCCGAGCAUGUUCAGCCAGGUCUUCACGAGCCAGUGCCUGCCGGGCGAGGUGGCCCAGGCUCUCCUCCACGGCCAGGAGUGCGUGCUGGAGCAGAGUUUGGACAAAUUCGUUCACCUCAAGCGGAGCCUCCUCUACAUGUCCACUGUCAUUGCCGAGUGCCACGAUCCUGAUUUUUGGGGCUUCAGCGUGCGUGACAUUGCCGUUGCAUGUGGCAAUGCCAUCUGGCAGCUGGCAAAGCGGAGUGGCGGCUCGGUGCCGCUCGGACGCAGCUUCCUAGGCCGCUUCGCCUGGAACCCGAGACGAGGCGUGGAGAACGACGUGUACUGGAGCUCUCCGCAGAAUCCGCAUCAGCCGCAAGGAUGGCUCCCCGGCCAGCCCUGGCAUCAUCAGUGUGGUCCGCACCACUUCGAGGGGCCCGUGGAGAUUCGGCGGCAGCCGGGCGAGGACUUCUUCAAGCCAGGCCUCUGGGUCCCGGAGAAGUUUUUUGGCCCGAUGUGCACGGAGAUCGGUCGCUUCUGGAUGAUGAUGGGCCUGCGCCAUGUUGCGACUGCUGAAGAGGAUCGCAUCCUGUAUGUGUUGCCAGUGACUUUCUCCACGUGGAACAAUCCCUGGCACCAUAUGCACUGGUGGAUUCCAGCAAUUGUCGAACUGAAGCUCAAUCUUGAACUGAAGCCGGAAGAUGUCGACCUGGCAUUCGCUUUCCCCGCGGAUGGAUCCGACUGGGGCGCCUCUGCGAAGCACAAGCUGGACACCUCCGACCUGGCCAACAAGCCGAUGCAGCGUGCGGAGCCCCUGCAAUGGUCCUUCCUGCAGGCCAACUUUCCCAAGGUGGCGGAUAAGAAGCGCGUGAGGGAUCUUCGUGCAUGGAAGACCGGCGGCUUUCAUGAGGACAUCCUCCGACUUCUUUCAGCUCGGCCGGGGAAGCAGCUGAAGGACUGCUUUGGCAAGACCUACAAAAAGGUGAUCUUUGGCCUUCCACCUCUGCGCUUCCAGGUGCAGACUUCCAGCCUAAGCUGCGCGGAUGUCAGGCGAGCCCGGAGAUUUGUGGUUGAUGCUGCUGGGAUCACAGAAGCUGCGCCAGCCAACCGGAGGCAAGCAGCAGUGAUACAGCGGCCGCUCAUGACGGGGCGUGCCAUCAUCAACAUAGAGGAGGUCUCGGCGAUGCUGCGGCGGGAUUUCGAGCAGCAGCUUUCUUUUCACACAAUCGGUGACCUCAAG
Molecule: messenger RNA, 3144 nt
Organism: Symbiodinium necroappetens
Lineage: Eukaryota; Dinophyceae; Suessiales; Symbiodiniaceae
Source: the annotation of a GenBank genome assembly